AUGGGGGGCCGAUGCGGCCUAGGUGGAGCCAACAAGGCCCCAAGAUUAUUUGCCCCAUAUUUUUGCAGUGGGCUUCAUUUACAGCCCACUCUGGUCAGCUACUGUGCUGGAAUUAGCUCGUGCGAAAAGGGCAGGCAGUGGCAGCGGGCGCUGGCGCUGUUGCGCGAAAUGGUUCGAUCGAAUCUGACUCCAGACGAGGCUGGUUGGACUGCUGGAGUCAGUGCUUGCAAGAACGCAGGGCAGUGGCAAUUGGCAUUGUCGCUGGUGAGGGAGAUGUGCGAAACGAGCUUUAUGCCGACAGUCGAGAUAUACACUGCCGGGGUCACUGCGUGUGGAUGGGCGGGUAAGUGGCGAUAUGCGUUUUUGUUGUCAAGUGAUCUGUGCGAAGCGCAGGUAGAGCUUGACACAUCUUGCUACAAUAGCCUAAUAUCUGCGUGCGUGCAUGGCCUGCAGUGGCAGAGGGCAUUAUCUUUGUUGAGGGAUUUGGGCGACGGGAAUCUGGAUUCAGAUUGUGUCAGCUACAUUGCUGGAAUGAAGGCAUGCCAAGUAUGUGGGCAGUGGCAGUGGGCAAUGUUCUUGCUAAGGGGGGUAUCGGAAGCCAGGUUGGAGCAGAGCACCCUCAGCUAUAAUGUCGGGAUCGGCGCGUGCGCGAAGGGCGGGCAGUGGCAAGUGGCGCUUUCACUGCUCGGCGAAAUGCGUGGCGCGAGGAUUGCGACAGACAGCGUGACCCGCAGCUCAGUUAUCAGCGCUUGCUGUCCAGGCGAGCAGCUCCAGCACGCUCUGUCACUACUGAUCGACGCGACUUAG
Molecule: messenger RNA, 807 nt
Organism: Prorocentrum cordatum
Lineage: Eukaryota; Dinophyceae; Prorocentrales; Prorocentraceae
Source: the annotation of a GenBank genome assembly